ACGCACUUUAGCACGCACUCAGUAACCGAUCAGGAGGAAGAGCUCAGAUCUCUGUUUAUAGUUUUCAUGCCCUAAAACAUCCAGAUUUCUCUCAUUUUUAAAGUUUAUUUUCUCGUUAAUUCAGGAGAAAUGUUCUUCAGUGCUCUCAGCAGAGCUCGGCCUGUUUUUGGGGCUUUAUUCGGCCAAAUUCAGAGAUCCACUCUGAGCACGGCGAGCAGAAGAACGUUCUGCAUUAAACCACAUGAACCCGCAGUUCCACCACAAGCCGAGCGAGGCGGGUUCAAGGUGCCCGGCUACAGACCGUCCGAGAUGGACAAGAAGAUUCUGGUGUGGUCCGGUCGCUUCAAAUCCAUGGAUCAGAUCCCAGAGACAGUGUCGUUCGAGAUGAUCGACGCAGCCAGGAACAGACUGCGCGUGAAGGCCUGCUACGUCAUGAUACUGCUGACCAUCGCAGGCUGCGUGGGCAUGGUGAUCAUGGGAAAACAGGCCGUGAGCCGCCACGACAACCUGACCAGCAGGAACAUGGAGAAGAAAGCUCGAUGGAGAGAGGAGGCACAGAGAGAGCGAGAAGCAGCGGCUGCUCUCGAACAGAAACCGCAGUGAGAGAGCACUCGCGCCGAACGGGAUUCGAGGAGCCCGUCAAAAACCCACGACUGAUAUUCACAUCUUUAACGUGAAUGUUGUUCUGGUGCCUAAAUAUGCACUCAUAGUUCAGUUUAGUUUAAAUUGAGCAGCUCAUGUAGAUGAGCUCGUUAUUUAGCUUGUACGAUUGUUUGUAUAGAGUUGAUAAAUUAAUAAAGUAAUAAAAGUGA
Messenger RNA from Trichomycterus rosablanca, 812 nucleotides. It is a transcript of the gene fam162a, whose product is annotated as family with sequence similarity 162 member A. The transcript has 5 exons. Gene Ontology annotation, biological process: cellular response to hypoxia; neuron apoptotic process; positive regulation of release of cytochrome c from mitochondria. Gene Ontology annotation, cellular component: mitochondrion. The coding region runs from base 130 to 603 and encodes 157 amino acids. NCBI's taxonomy places the organism in Eukaryota, Metazoa, Chordata, Actinopteri, Siluriformes, Trichomycteridae. The record is from RefSeq and is a predicted model, not a curated record.